UCGGCCUUGGGCCGACGGAGGUAGUGUCGUUUUGUGUUACCCCACGGUCCUCGCACACUCACAAAAUAUCGUUUUAAACGAAUUCUAUUCAUUUAAACAAUUUUCUCUCUAUCACUUUGAUUCGAUCAAACCUACGAUUCGUACCGUGUUUGCUGAAAAUCGGUUAGUCGUCUGACUGGCGCAGGUGUCACUGUAAAACUACACCAAUUUCAACGAUAAACCAUGCCGACUUUUAAAGUGAAAGUGAAAUGGGGUAGGAAUCUAUUUCCUGAUGUAGAGUUAAAUACAGAUGAAGAUCCUUUGGUUUUUAAGGCCCAGUUGUUCACUCUUACUGGGGUCCAACCAGAGAGACAAAAAGUAAUGAUUAAAGGCGCAACAAUUAAAGAUAACUCAUGGGGAAAUGCUGCAGUUUCUAAUAACUCGACUAUCCUUCUUAUGGGCAGCAAAGAGGAAGAUGUACCUGUCGAACCACAGGUAAAACCACGAUUUGUUGAAGAUAUGAAUGAAACGGAACUUGCAACUGUGUCCAAUUUGCCAGCUGGGUUGGCAAAUUUAGGCAACACUUGCUACAUGAACGCAACAGUUCAGUGUCUUAAGACAGUACCUGAAUUACGAGAAUCACUUCGGGCAUUUAAAGGAGGCAUAGCUGGUGGAGUUAUUUCAGCACACUCUGUAACAGCAGCUCUUAGAGAUUUGUAUGAACUUAUGGAUAAGGGUGUUGCUUUCCCCCCUAUAAUGCUGUUACAAGUUUUACAAAUGGUAUUUCCCAGGUUCGCUGAUAAAAAUGACAAUGGGACAUUUGUACAGCAGGAUGCAAACGAAUGUUGGACAGAAAUUGUCAGAAUGCUCCAGCAAAAGUUGCCAGGCAUUUAUUUGGAAGGAGUAAUGACAAAAUUUAAGCAUUUUAUAGACCAGUACUUUGGCGGUGUCUUUGAAGUUCAGUAUAAAUGCACAGAAACAGAAGAUGAGCCACCUACAAAAACUGAAGAAGCUUUUCUUCAACUCAGUUGUUUUAUUUCACAAGAUGUUAAAUACAUGCAUUCAGGCCUUAAAUCAAAACUGAUGGAAAAUAUAACCAAACAUUCUGCUGUUUUAAACAGAGAUGCAGUAUAUACAAAAAUGUCCAAAAUUAGUAGACUCCCAGCAUAUUUGACUGUACAGUUUGUACGCUUUUAUUAUAAAGAAAAGGAAUCUGUGAAUGCGAAAAUUCUGAAAGAAGUCAAAUUUCCAAUUGACUUUGAUGCGUUUGAUUUGUGCACUCCAGAAUUGCAAGCCAAGUUAACACCGAUGAGAGAGCGUUUUAAGGAACAAGAGGAUAAGGAAGUCGAAAGUAAUAUCAAAUCUAAACAUCUCUCUGGUGCAUCAUCUCUCUCCUCUUAUUCAUCAUUAUCUGGCCAAACAUCAUCAACAGAUGAAAAAAAUGUUGAAAAAGUUCCCUUCUCAUUUGAUUUUGACUUAGGCUCAAAUAAUUCCGGAUACUACAGGUUACAAGCAGUUCUGACACAUCGAGGAAGGUCAAGUUCUAGUGGCCAUUAUGUGGCUUGGGUUCGGCAUUCAAACAACACUUGGGUAAAAUGUGAUGAUGAUGUUGUCACACCAGUGACGGAAGAAGAGGUUCUAAAGCUUUGUGGAGGAGGGGACUGGCAUUGUGCAUACGUUCUUCUUUAUGGACCAAGAAUACUGGAAAUCCCUUUGGCCACAGAAGAGAAAAAUGAAUAAAAAGGAUAACUGUAAUGUCUCUGAAAUGAACCGAUGACUUAAAUGAUGCAAGUUUUUUUUUACUAACUUUUUUUAUUCAUAAAAUAGUUUUGUUUGUUAAAAAUAUAAUUUAUAGUACUCCUCAAAAAUUGUUAUACAAUGCAAAAUGUUUUUUUUUUUUUUUAAGCCUGUUGAUCUUUGUAAAAUCGUAAUGCUUUGUUUUUCAAAUUUUGCAUUACUUAUCAAUGGUUCAAUAAUCGUUAUUUAGCAAUCGCCAAUUGUGGCAAUAUGUUUUGUUAUAUUCAAAGAAUUUUUUUUUCUAAUAAUUAAUUAUGUAUGUAAUAAUUCAAUUUUUAUCCAUUUUUUAAAUUUAUAUUUUAAUGAUCUGGUGUUUCGUUUGUCAGAUAUUAAAAUUAAAUUUCACAAAUACAAAAGAGAAACUUUUCAGUUUCAUUUUUUCUUUCCAGAGUCAACCAUGUACCAUGAAAAAUUUCUAAUUUUUAUGUAUAUAUUAAACGGAUCACUCUUUUACACUCCUUAGUUAAUUUGUGUUUUGUCAGGCAAUUUAAUGCCUUGUGUAUAUAACAAAUUGUACAUAUAUAAUUUUUUUUUAAUUUUCAAUCAGAAGAAGGGGAAAUUAGUUUUACUUUUUUAAGAGUAAACAUCUUUAUUUUAUUACUCUGCAAAGCAAAUAACUGAUCAUUGAAAUUAUUAAUUGAAAUAUAUAUAUUCCUUGUCUAAAAUUUUUUAAAACUUGUUAAUAUUGCAUUAUUUAUCAUGUAACCACUUGUAAUCAUUUUUGUUGUAUCACUGCAUCAUCACUUCAUUGGUUCUUUCUGUUUAUAUAAAUAAACAAAUUUAAAGCA
Messenger RNA from Cimex lectularius (bed bug), 2564 nucleotides. It is a transcript of the gene Usp14, whose product is annotated as ubiquitin carboxyl-terminal hydrolase 14. Gene Ontology annotation, molecular function: protein binding; cysteine-type deubiquitinase activity; proteasome binding. NCBI's taxonomy places the organism in Eukaryota, Metazoa, Arthropoda, Insecta, Hemiptera, Cimicidae. The record is from RefSeq and is a predicted model, not a curated record. Gene Ontology annotation, biological process: regulation of proteasomal protein catabolic process; protein deubiquitination; proteasome-mediated ubiquitin-dependent protein catabolic process. Bases 223 to 1719 code for a protein of 498 amino acids. The transcript has 12 exons.